AUUUUUGUUUCAAUGUUUGUAUAGCUUUCCUGCCCUUGGCAGGGGGAGUUAUCUUCAUAUUUAGACUAUACUUUCAGUUUCUUUAUGGUUGCCAAAUCGACUUUUAUUUUUCAUUUGGAUUACUGCUUUGCUUUGCAUUAUUGGAACUUAUUUGUUGGAGAAACGUCUUCAGAGUCAGAAAAGGAUAAAGAGAGACUGAUUCAAGCUGCCAAAAUCUUCUUCUUUCAUGUACAAGAUCUUGCUUCUGUCACAAACACACUGACUGAAUUGUUUAACUGCAGUAUGAAUACUCAAAUCCUUUUGAUGGCUGUGAAAAACAAUAGUAACAUUAAGGAUUUUUUUGAGCAAAUGCUCAAAAUUUUUAAGGAGAUGCAAUCUGUAAUGGAUGCAAGACAUGACAAAAUUCAAAAGGAGUCUUUAUGUUCCAAGGUUGUAAUGGCCAUGUGCUCUGUGGUUCAGAAAAGUACCAAUGUAGAGGAGUUGCAUCAGUCAGCUAAAGAAGUUUUCAAAAGUGCCCAUACGCCAGUCAUCAUCUCUGUGCUAAACAGCAGUAACAUCCUUGGGAGUCUGGAAUCUUCUCUUUCACACUUGAUGAAAUUCCCCAUCAUGAAUCUUCAAUUAAGUAACUUCUAUACAGAAGACACCAAAGAGCAAUCAGAUGUCACCACAUCUGAGAGAACCAGAAGUCCAGGUUCUUCCAAAACCACUGUGAUAGACACCUUGAAAAAACUGCAGGAUGUACUAAAAACUGAGGAUUCCAAAAAUCCCACAAAGUGAGCAGAUUUGUUGGAACAAAUUGUCAAGGCUAUGGGACCAAUCUUAGAGAUCCUCCAAAAAGCCAUAAAGACUAUGGAAAUGAAUAUUUCUGUGUUUAAGAAAGCCAGUGACAAGUAGGGAUGCAACAGAAAUGUUCAUUUCUGUCAGAAAACUACUUACAAUCUUAUGGUUUUUCAUAGUAGUUUCUAAGAUCUUUUGG
Molecule: messenger RNA, 976 nt
Organism: Pan troglodytes (chimpanzee)
Lineage: Eukaryota; Metazoa; Chordata; Mammalia; Primates; Hominidae
Gene: C12H12orf60
Product: chromosome 12 C12orf60 homolog
Source: RefSeq, a predicted model, not a curated record